GCACUGAGCCCCCUGCCUCCUCCCUGCCUCAGGGCUGGCCUCGGUGCUGCUGGACCAGGGAAACGACAGCCCAGGAGCUACAGGAAGAUGAUGUGCCUGCCUGCCUCCCCACCAGCGCCGGCGUUGAGGCUGGGGCUCGGGCUCUUCGUGCUGCUCUGCCUUGGUAUAGGCCAAGCAAUGGAGAAGAAAGUAGUCAGAAGCAAAGUGGGGGAAAAGGUCAGCCUGCCUUGUUGCCAUCGAAUUCCCAGCUCAGAAAGCCUGCACACUUACCGGGUGUACUGGCAGAAGAACAUCACGGAAGUGGUGCUGGCCUACUCGGAGGGGAACAUGAUCUCCAGGCACGAGCGGUACCAGAACCGCACAGAAAUGGACCCCUGGAACCUCACCCUGUGGAUCUCCCCCAUGGAAAUCCUGGACAAUGGCUCUUACAAGUGCAUAGUUCAGCGCAAUUCCAUCGUGGUGUGUGACCAGUCUGUCAUCCUCUUUGUGACAGCUGACUUCAGCAAGCCCAACAUUACAGCAGAAGUGACCGCUGAUUCCUGCGACGUGACUGAGAUGGUGAUAACGUGCUCUUCUCACGGAGGGUUCCCCAAGCCCAAAAUCUCUGGAGCCCUCAACAACAUGUCCGUGGAGUGGAAUGCCAACUGGGUGUCUGAAUCCAGCUUCAGCCCAUACAAUGUCACUGGAAAACUGCUGCUCAAUGUCACCAAAGACGUCGACAUCACUUGCUCCGUUGAAUACAAUGGCUUUUCCAAGUCCACCAGUUUGCUUAUCAAGAAAACAAACGACUGCGUUGUUCCUCCUGUGCCUCCACCUUAUAAUGUCAUUACUGCUUCAAUUAUCAUCGUUAUCACCUUCAUUUUGGCUACCACUCUGGCAGCAAGAUACCUCUCCAGGCAUGUUUGUUCUCACUGUUGUAAGCACCAGGAUUCAGUGGAAGACGGUGUGAAGGAAUAUACAAAAGCACCCAUGAGCUCUAAAGGGACAGCUGAUACAUCAUCUGUAUGACUAGAUCGCACUUGCAGGUUGUCCACGCUGUGCAUCCCGCACUGCCGACUGCACUGUUGGUUGUACAGCGAUGCUUGCUGCACGGACCCUUUGGCUCUCUGCAAGGCGGGGCCAGCAGGAAUAAAAAAAACUCUGCUCACCACCACGGCCGACAACACAACCUCCUGUGAAGGAAUGCAAACCCCCACCCACGCCACAGAGGCUGUGUGAUGGCCUCCUUACAGACGAGGUCGCUGGGAUUCCAGCUGAGAGGACCCUCUGGCAGAAGGAUGUCACCAGUGGCACACCAGGUCAAGACUUCAGGAACCUCUGGCUUGAUGGUGCCUCUGUGAGAAUCAGGGGCUGCAGAGCCCUAACAGGGAGCCCAUGCCCACCUACCCCUUCAGUAACACGGAGCUGCCCUUUGGGACACCCCAAAUCCUGACAUGCAAUCUCGUCAGUUUGUGCCUCCACGUUGGUAGCGUGAGCAGCUAAAACUUUUACGUUCAGCCUCACACAAGUAUCUGUUCUUUCCACUGGACGACUUUGAAUUUGGAUUCAACCAUUACAGAUACACAUCUCUUCUCCCCUAAAGAGGCAACAGUGGACACAUUCUUCAUGAAAAAAAAGACACCUUGGAAGUGAGUCUAUGUGCCUCAUGCUUAUUUGCAUACUAGACUUUUUAGGGAAUGAUACACAUUGGCAGCACUCCUAAGAGCUAAUUAAUAUUGCUUAUCUACUGCAGUGGCACAAGUUCUCAUAACAUUUCUCUCUUGAAAGGACAGCCUUGCCAACCCAAGCACUCAGGCACAGCUCCUCCAUUCAGUUGCUGUGUGAGGGCACACACCCUGUGCACACACAAAGCCAAGCUUUGGUGUGCAUUCCUUCCCACUCACACACAUUGGAACUUGUGUGACAGCCAGUGGUGACCUCGUGUGUAUCUACUGUAACCAAAUGUCACUCGGGGUCUUGCUUCAUAAACAGGGGUCUGCUUCUGUGUGUACAUCUGUCACGGGAUACUUUUAAGGGAAAGCUCUGCAGAUUUUUGGGAGUUUCUCACAGCAACACGAGGAUAUUUACUUCACACUGAACGUUGCUGCUUUCUGCCAGUGUUCUCUCUACCCAGCCAGGACUAGAAGGAAUUUCCCUACAGGAUGCUAACAUUGGACAGGACUCAUCUGAUCCUGGUGUUAUUCUUGCCUACUAUGUAGGAAAAAAUGGUUUCUCAUUUUCAGGGGAAAGGAGGAAAAUGCCCCAACUCCUAAUAAGCUUCCUAAGUAACUCUGCCUACUAACCUAGCUCAACCCUGCCCUGAGUUUGACUUUAAUGUUUUUCCCUUUUGCUCUGCAAGCUGCACCAAUUCCUGCACUGCUCUAUCCACGUUAUCAGGGCAAAUCAAAGUCUGAAAGCACAAUGCCAUCUUCUUUGUGGGAUGUGUUGUCACUUGAGCUGCUUCUCUUCCUAGGACGCAGCAGACAUAGUCCAUCCAUUUCACUUUUUUCCUAGUUGGUACAUAUUCAGAAACUGCUGGAGAAAAUAGGAGAAUUUAAAGUGGUUUUUAGGAUACUGAACUCAGAAAUUAAGUAA
Molecule: messenger RNA, 2574 nt
Organism: Sturnus vulgaris (Common starling)
Lineage: Eukaryota; Metazoa; Chordata; Aves; Passeriformes; Sturnidae
Gene: CD80
Product: CD80 molecule
Biological process (GO): immune response; cell surface receptor signaling pathway; negative regulation of T cell proliferation
Cellular component (GO): external side of plasma membrane
Source: RefSeq, a predicted model, not a curated record